AUGCACCAAGAUUCAGGGUUACUAGGCACCAAGAUUCAGGGUUACUACUUAGUUGGAACUUUGACCGAAAAGAAGAUCGACUUAAAUGAGGAAGACCGUAAGCAUUUGCUAACGGUGCUUCUUCCAUACUUAAGGCAGCUACAUGAAGAACAAAUGAUCGAGAAGGAGACUGAAGCUAAGAGACAAGGCAUCUCACUUUCAGAGCUCCAGGUAGGGCAGGCAGACUGCUCCCAUGAAGAGCGUAUUUACUGUGACAAUUGUAAAACUUCAAUUUUUGAUUAUCACCGAAGCUGUCAAGAAUGUUUUUUUGACCUCUGUCUAGUCUGUUGCCGUGAGAUUCGCCAAGGAAAAUUGGUUGGGGGUGCAGAGCCAGUUGAGUUUGAAUUUAUCAGUCGGGGGCUGAAGUAUAUGCAUGGUGGAGAGGAGUCAACGUCAAAAAAAAUAAAUGUUGAGUCAAAAAAUGAUGAUCGUGACUGGUCAAGAUCUAGUUUGAAGGUGACAAGUGAUGGUAGCAUCCCUUGUCCAAGGGUUGAUGGUGGUUGUGGUCAUAGUUAUCUUGAACUUCGAUGUAUAUUUCCUGAUGACUGGAUUUCUGAACUUGUAAAGAAAGCAGAAAAUAUGGCUAAAGCAUAUAAUCUUGAUGAUGCAAGACAGACAAGUAACCAGUGUGGUUCAUGCUUUGAACUAGAUGGUAACAACAAUAAUGUUGGAAAUGAGAACAGGAUAAAGGCUGCUUCUCGCGAAGAUCCUAGUGACACUGACAACUAUAUAUACUGUCCAAGGGCCAUAGAUUUAGGACUUAAGGAUGUGAAGCAUUUUCAGUGGCACUGGAGUAAAGGAGAGCCAGUGAUUGUCAGCAAUGUGCUUGAAUGCACAUCUGGUUUAAGCUGGGAACCACUGGUUAUGUGGCGUGCUUUCCGUAAGAUAAAUAAUAAAAAGCAAGAAACACAUUUGGCAGUGAAGGUCAUUGAUUGUUUGGACUUGUGUGAGGGAGACAUCAAUAUCCACCAAUUCUUUACUGGGUACUCUGAAGGUCGAAAAGAUUUUGAAAUGGGGCCUCAGUUAUUGAAACUGAAAGAUUGGCCUCCUUCGAAAUUAUUUGAGGAACGGUUGCCACGUCAUUGUGCUGAGUUCAUUUCUUCCCUACCAUUCAAGGAAUAUACAAAUCCCUAUAAUGGUGUUUUAAACCUUGCUUCAAUGCUACCAGAUGGAGUAAUAAAGCCAGAUAUUGGUCCAAAGACAUAUAUAGCAUAUGGAAUUCCUAUGGAGCUUGGGCGGGGAGAUUCAGUGACAAAGCUUCAUUGUGAUAUGUCUGAUGCAGUAAAUGUUCUGACACAUACUUUUGAAACGCCCCUUGAUGCUGAUCUUCUUGCACAAAUAAAGUAUUUAAAAGGAAAGCACCUUGAACAGGACAGAAAGGAGCUGUAUCACGAUGGUCAGGGGGAAGAAGCUAAUGCUGAAAAUGGAAAGAUUACAGAUCUCGAAAAUACCUUGCUUGGAUAUGAUUCUGUUGAGGGAGGUGCUCUCUGGGAUAUUUUUAGGAGACAGGAUGUGCCUAAACUGCAGGAAUACCUUAAGAAGCACUUCAGAGAAUUCAGGCAUGUCAACUGUAUUCCUUUGCAUCAGGUUGUUCAUCCUAUCCAUGAUCAGACCUUUUAUUUGACUAUGGAUCAUAAGAGGAAACUGAAGGAGGAAUAUGGAAUUGAACCAUGGACAUUUAUUCAGAAACUGGGAGAUGCAGUUUUGAUUCCUGCUGGUUGUCCUCACCAAGUCAGAAAUCUCAAGUCAUGUAUCAAGGUUGCUCUCGAUUUUGUGUCACCUGAAAGUAUAGAGGAGUGUAUUCGUUUAACACAGGAAUUUCGCACACUUCCCAUAAAUCACAGGGCUAUUGAGGACAAAUUGGAGGUCAAAAAAAUGCUUAUUCAUGCAAUGGGCAACGUGGUGGGGCAAACAUGGGGGAAGGAAGGAACAGAGCUACUUGAUCAAAAGAAAGGAAAGAAGAAAGCUAAGGCUAAAUUGUAACGAGGAUCUAUUAAAAUGGAAGCCUGUGGAAGUUUGCUUCUUUGUUUUGUAGUGGCAGCCAUCCUCUUGUAAGGCCCUCUCCAUGCACCGUGUAACACCAGAAUGCAAACUCUGUAAAUAAUCACAUGGAUGGUGAUAUGUACAAGCAACGAUGCUUUUUCAAAAGUGCAUUUUUCUCCGAUCGCUUUUUUUAAAUCUCGUUGCCGUUACAGAAAUGUGGAUAGAAUUAUUAUUGUUUGGUUAAAGGGAUUUGGAAAAGUGU
Messenger RNA from Neltuma alba, 2284 nucleotides. Its product is annotated as lysine-specific demethylase JMJ25. Gene Ontology annotation, biological process: regulation of transcription by RNA polymerase II. Bases 1 to 2022 code for a protein of 673 amino acids. Gene Ontology annotation, cellular component: chromatin; histone deacetylase complex. NCBI's taxonomy places the organism in Eukaryota, Viridiplantae, Streptophyta, Magnoliopsida, Fabales, Fabaceae. Gene Ontology annotation, molecular function: transcription coregulator activity; chromatin DNA binding; histone H3K9 demethylase activity. The record is from RefSeq and is a predicted model, not a curated record. The transcript is spliced from 11 exons.